CAGAGGCUGUCAGCAGUACUAAGAGCACCGUAGCUGCCAAGAAAAAGACAGUUAACGCAGUGUUUAAAUUAGCUGGAGAGAUGAGGACAUUCGCAGGUCAUUGGGGUAGAAGGCUAUUAAGAAUCUAAACUGCCGAUGAUAGUUUCAGCUUUUAAGUGUUCUCUUUCUUAUGUCUGUGGGCUUCUAAAAUGUCAUCUGAAUUUUCCUGGUUACUGAAAAUAUUUUUAACAAGUGGACUAUAAUGGGAAAUCCUGGACUAGCGUGUGGUGGCAACAGUUUGUAUGUUAGUGUAAAAUCUGAGUGUCUUCUGUAAUGCUAGUGUAGGUGACUAUUUUGGAAGGCUUGCUUAUAAAAGAUGAUGUGAAAUGAUCCAGAUGAAUGGAGUUAAUUUUUAAUGAAAAGCCAGUGGUUUAAGUGUAUUAUUGUGUUAGCUUUAUUUAGGCUUAGUUAAACUUUUUUGAAAGGGAGUUUGGCUUUUUGAAACAUUAAGAGACUAUUGAAGAUUUUUAACACUCUUUUAAAAGGGAUUAUUCUUUGAAACCGAAACCCCCCCCCCCCUUUAUUAGGAUUAUUUGAAACAUCAAAUUAAAUAGUCGUCUUGGACAAAACUAAUGAUAAAAUUAAAAAGUGAUUAGGUCUAAGACUUUUCCAGAGCUCUUUUUUAACUUGCCUGACUUUUUUUUUGAAAUAAAUCAUGAAGAUCUUUGAGCAUGUUAUGAAUAAUCUCUACUUUAAUAGAACUACAGGGAAGUGGCACAUUCAGGAUCCAGCAAGCCAGCGGUUGACAUGGAACAAACCUCCCAAGAGUGUCCUUGUUAUCAAAAAGAUUCGUGAUGCUAGUCUGCUACAGCCCUUUAAAGAACUGUGCGUGUAUCUUACUGAGGAGAACAACAUGAUAGUUUAUGUAGAAAAGAAAGUAUUAGAAGACCCAGCCAUAGCUCAUGAUGAAAAUUUUGGACCAGUGAAGAAAAAAUUUUGCACUUUCAGCGAAGAUUAUGAUGAUAUCUCCAAUCAGAUAGACUUCAUCAUAUGCCUAGGAGGAGAUGGGACCUUACUUUAUGCUUCUUCACUUUUCCAGGGUAGUGUACCUCCAGUUAUGGCUUUUCAUCUUGGAUCUCUUGGAUUUCUUACUCCAUUUAACUUUGAGAACUUUCAGUCCCAAGUUACUCAGGUUAUAGAAGGCAAUGCAGCACUUGUUUUGCGGAGCAGGCUGAAAGUGAGAGUAGUAAAGGAGCACAGAGAGAAGAAAAUGAUACAAAAUGGUAUAGAAGAAAAUGGAAUGGUGCCUACAAGUCUAGAGAAAGAAGUGGGAAAGCAAAUCAUGCAAUAUCAGGUCCUAAAUGAAGUUGUUGUCGAUCGUGGUCCUUCCUCCUACCUUUCCAAUGUAGAUGUUUAUCUGGAUGGGCACCUUAUAACCACAGUGCAAGGAGAUGGCGUUAUCGUUUCCACACCGACUGGUAGCACUGCUUAUGCUGCUGCAGCUGGAGCUUCAAUGAUUCAUCCAAAUGUUCCUGCAAUCAUGAUCACCCCAAUCUGUCCUCACUCAUUGUCCUUCAGACCCAUUGUUGUCCCUGCAGGAGUGGAGCUCAAGAUUACGCUGUCCCCUGAUGCCCGAAAUACAGCAUGGGUUUCAUUUGAUGGGAGGAAGAGACAGGAAAUCUGCCAUGGAGACAGUAUUAGCAUCACUACCUCUUGCUAUCCCCUUCCUUCAAUCUGUUUCCGAGAUCCUGUGAGCGACUGGUUCGAAAGCCUGGCUGAGUGUUUACACUGGAAUGUUCGGAAGAAGCAGAAUAACUUUGCUGUUGAAGAAGAAGAAUUUUGAAUGUUGAAAGCUAAUGAUGCUCAUGUGGUUUAAUGUGGCAGUAUCCCUUGUUU
Gavialis gangeticus (Gharial) is the source of this 1875-nucleotide messenger RNA. RefSeq names its product NAD kinase (gene NADK). NCBI's taxonomy places the organism in Eukaryota, Metazoa, Chordata, Crocodylia, Gavialidae. Bases 695 to 1822 code for a protein of 375 amino acids. The record is from RefSeq and is a predicted model, not a curated record. Gene Ontology annotation, molecular function: NAD+ kinase activity. Gene Ontology annotation, biological process: NADP+ biosynthetic process; NAD+ metabolic process. The transcript has 11 exons.